Messenger RNA from Coniosporium apollinis CBS 100218, 1983 nucleotides. RefSeq lists its product as uncharacterized. Lineage: Eukaryota; Fungi; Ascomycota; Dothideomycetes. Gene Ontology annotation, molecular function: A2-type glycerophospholipase activity. The transcript is spliced from 2 exons. Bases 1 to 1983 code for a protein of 660 amino acids. Gene Ontology annotation, biological process: glycerophospholipid catabolic process. Gene Ontology annotation, cellular component: cytosol; intracellular membrane-bounded organelle. The record is from RefSeq and is a predicted model, not a curated record.
AUGAAGUUCGAAACACCAGUCGGUCGCCUAUUGCGGGUUUCUGCUGUGCUCGCUGCCGCUUCAGCAAGCGUUGUCAUUCCUCGAGAUGCAUCCUUAGAACGGGACCUUGCCCUCAACCUCGCCGUACCGUUAGACAUAGUGAAAAGAGCGGCGCCCCAGGCCCCCAGUGGCUACACCCCCGGACGAGUCGAUUGUCCCUCGGAGCGCCCUAUCCUAAGAGAUGCCUCGGCCCUGUCGCAGCAGGAGACAACAUGGCUCGAGUCGCGUCGAAGCAACACCGUUGGCCCGAUGCGCGAUCUGCUGAGCAGAUUGAAUAUUACCGGCCUCGACACGAACGCCUACAUCGACAACAAUGCCAACAACGCGACAGCGUUACCGAACAUCGGCGUAGCUUGUUCUGGUGGUGGAUAUCGAGCGCUGAUGAAUGGGGCCGGUGCACUUGCAGCGUUCGACAGCCGAACUCCUAAUUCCACAUCAGUCGGCCAUCUCGGUGGUCUACUCCAGUCCGCGACAUACCUCAGCGGGCUCUCUGGCGGCGGCUGGCUUGUUGGCAGCUUGUACACCAACAACUUCACCUCCGUACAGUCUGUCAUCGACACGAACCCCGACAUCUCCGGCUCCCUCUGGCAGUUUGAAAAUUCAAUCUUCGUGGGCCCGGACACUGGCCGGAUCCAGUUGCUCUCAUCCGCCCAGUACUACGACGACCUUUACGAUACUGUAAACGCAAAAGCUGAUGCUGGCUUCAACACCUCGAUUACCGAUUACUGGGGCCGUGGUCUGUCCUACCAGCUGGUCAACGCCUCAGAAGGCGGCCCAGGGCACACCUUUUCAUCUAUCGUCGACGAUGAGCAAUUCUCUAGUGCUAAUGCGCCAAUGCCGAUUCUUAUUGCCGAUGGCCGUGCUCCGGGAGAGACUCUCAUCUCCGGCAACACGACUGUGUACGAGUUCAACCCUUGGGAGUUGGGUUCCUUCGAUCCCACUGUCUUUGGGUUUGCGCCGCUGCGCUACGUCGGCUCCAAUUUUUCCCAAGGCCUUCUUCCGGACAAUGAGACGUGCAUCCGAGGUUUCGACAACGUCGGAUACGUCAUGGGAACUUCUUCUACCCUCUUCAACCAAUUCAUACUCCAAAUCAAUAACACCGAGGCGCCGGAUGUCCUGAAAAAUGUGCUUGAGGAUGUACUCGUAGGCAUUGGACAAGACAACAACGACAUUGCGGAUUGGUCCCCCAACCCCUUCUUCCUGUACCACCCCGAAACGAAUCUCAACGCCCAAAGCAAGCGCCUGACGCUCGUCGACGGCGGCGAGGACCUCCAGAACAUCCCGCUUCAUCCCCUUAUCCAGCCCCUCCGUGCGGUCGAUGUCAUCUUCGCCGUCGACUCCUCUGCCGACACCUUGGAGCCCGGUGCAGGCUGGCCUAACGGCACGGCGCUCGUCGCCACUUACCAGCGCUCCCUAAACGCCGCGCAACAGAACGGCACUGCUUUCCCCGCUAUCCCAGACCAAAACACGUUCGUCAACCUAGGGCUGAACAACCGUCCGACCUUCUUCGGCUGCGAUACCGCCAACCUAACCGGCCCGGCCCCAAUCGUCGUCUACCUCCCCAACGCGCCUUACAUCUACAACUCGAACGUCAGCACCUUUACCCCCUCGCACAACCUCAGCGAGCGCAACGCGAUUAUCAGCAACGGAUAUCACGUCGCGACGAUGGGUAAUGCGAGCCGGGACGCCAUGUGGCCAACGUGCGUGGGCUGCGCGAUUUUGUCGCGGAGUUUGGAUCGCACGGGCACGCCGGUGCCGGAGGUGUGCAGGCAGUGCUUCCAGACGUACUGCUGGGACGGGACGAUGAACUCGACGCAGCCGGUGCCGUAUCAGCCGGAGCCGAUCAUGGCGGCGCUGGCGUUGAGUGGUGCUGUCGGGCAGAUGGUGCCGCGUGUGCUGGCUUUGGCUGUCUCGGUGCUUGUGGGGAUGAUGCUGGUUUCUUAG